AUGAACUCGGACAAAGGCAGAGCCAUCUUACGGGUGGCUUGGUGCGUGCUGGCCGCGGCUCAAGCGAUCUCCGCCGGGAUAUCGUGCCUCAGCAAUCCUUGCCUACACGGCAUCUGUAUCGAUGACAUCAAUAGCACGUACUCUUGCUACUGCGUGGAUGGCUACACUGGUGUCCAGUGCCAAACCAACUGGGACGAGUGCUGGUCCAGCCCUUGCCAGAAUGGUGGCACUUGCAUCGAUGGCAUCGCGUCAUACAACUGUUCGUGUCCCGAUGGUUUUAUUGGUGACAACUGCGAGACCAACUUCAACGAAUGCGAGUCGAACCCUUGCAUGAACAACGGCACUUGCAUCGACAUGACCAACGGUUACGUCUGCUCUUGCGUGCCUGGUUUCUCUGGCCAGCACUGCGAGAUGGAUGUGGCUGUAUGCAACUCCUCGGAGGAAGUCAGGUGUUACAACGGCGGGCAGUGUAUUGAAGGACCAGGGUUCAAGUUUUACUGCAAGUGUAUGGCAGGAUGGGCCGGUCCAAAAUGUGAAGAUCAAAUAGACGAGUGCGAGUCUAACCCUUGCCAAAACGGAGGAGUUUGCAUCGAUGUUCACGCUGAUUACAUGUGCGCUUGUGCAUUCGGUUACACUGGCAAAAGCUGCGAGGUUCAGAUUGAGUUCUGCGAUGAGAACUCAUGCAGCAACGAGGCACUUUGUGUCGUAGAGGAUGGCAUGAGGGUCUGCUACUGCGUGCCUGAUUACCACGGCGAGCGCUGUGAACUGCAGUACGAUGAAUGCUUGCUGGGACCCAGAUGUAUGAAUGGAGGUACCUGCAUUGAUGGCGUUGACAACUUCACAUGCUCCUGCCCACCCAGACUCACUGGAACUUUGUGCGAAUGUCUUAUUCUCGAUGACGGAACAUACGAUUGCGAAUACGUCAGUCCAACACCCCUGCCUGAAAUUACCCAGUCAAUCAUUCUAACUACGUAUGAAGAUCUUUUAACAACCGACUCUUCAGUUAUCUACACCAUCGGACACAAUGACUCUAAACCGAGAAAUAUAACUAUGUUCGAAGAAACUGAACUGUCAACUUUAUCAACAUCACCUGGAAUAACAACUACAACGGAAACAUCAAUGGACACUACUUCUGAAACGACGGUCACGAAAGAAACUAGCCACGAAGAAACAACACCUAUUUUUACUGUAGAUUAUACGUCGGUGAAAGAAAUCACAUCAAUGACGUCAUUUACUCAAGGAAUGGAUUCUAAGACUGAAGCUACAACUGAAUGUAAAGAGUCUUGUACAAAACCUACAGAAUAUACAGCAAAGGUUCCCACUAUUGAUGAAGCUAUUUCUUCAGUUAUGACUACAGAACCUACGAAAGCAGAUACUAAACUUACUACUACAACAGAAACAUUUGAACUAACAACAAUUACUACAACUACUGAAGCUGCUUCUACAACAACAGAAACGCCAAUGAAAGAAAUUACAGCAGAAGUAACUACCACGCCUAAAGGAGAUACGACAACUGAGAAAAUGUUCACCGAUACGCCGACUGAACAUGCUCAAACGGAUUAUCCAACUCCAAUAGUGUAUACAACAACUGAGGCGAUGGAAGUGGUGACAGGGUUUGAUAACUCUACAUACGGGUUUACAACGGUACAAUCAGAGUGCAGUGACACCGUUUGCAGUAAUCAUGGCACUUGUAUCAACACUCCACAUGGCAUUCGAUGUCAUUGCACAUUCAACUACGGAGGAAGAUUUUGCGAUGAGAAACUUGUAAUAGCAUCGGCAGCUUUCGGUGGAGCUUCGUACAUCACGCAUAAUCUUCGCAACGAUACCUCAAUAGUCAUAGAAUUCAAUGCCAAGACAUUGAUAACUGAAGGGCAAAUAAUGCACGUGGAUAUUGCGAAAGGCGUUUAUAUGCAGCUAUUCAUGGUAUCAGGAUUGUUAAAGUUUAAGUUCUCGUGUGGCUACCAGACUAUGCUUUUGAGUGAGCUGAAAACGUUUGUGAAUAAAGGGUAUCUUAUGAAAAUUGAAACAAGGCUAGACUUAUACUUGAAAGAGCAACACUGCAACGCUACUUUACGACUCAAUGACACGGUGGCAAUGAGUGGUGGUCAGGUGGCCAACAUUAGUUCUUUGAACAGUAACACCACUCUUUACUUGGGGAACAAUCCGGAUUUGAAGGAUUCUGAUAAUAAACCGUUCAUUGGGUGUAUUGCGGACUUGAUAGUAAACGGUGAAAGACGGGAGGUUUUCGGAGAAGCGGUUGAAGCGAGUGAAGUGAGCGAGUGCUCGUCUUUGGCGUGUUUGUCAGGACCGUGCCUCAAUGGAGGCUCCUGCAGCGACAGUGGAUCUGGCUAUACUUGCUCUUGCGCUAAUGGAUGGACCGGAGUCCACUGCAACGAAUCUGUAUGCGAGAACAACCCUUGCCAUACGGGUGGCAGCUGCGUGCGGCAUCCUGGCAGUGGUUUCUUGUGCCUCUGCCCCUACGGCCGCCACGGCAUCUUCUGCGAGUACAAUGUAGAAAUAACCCGACCCUCCCUCUCCCCAAUAAGCACGGGGAUAUCGUCAUACCUCAUGUACCCGCUAUCCCCUUCGGCGAUCAACUCCGACCGCUUCGACCUGCGCCUACGCUUCCAAACCUCGGACAUGGAUCAGAUCGCGCUACUAGCGUUUGUGGGGCAAGCGGGAAGGCAUGAUUCGAGGAGUCAGCACCUGGCUUUGACGUUUGUGAAGGGGUACAUUAUGCUGACGUGGAAUAUGGGGACUGGACCCCGACGUGUGUUCACAUCCCGUGCCUUGAGUUUCCGUCGAGGAGGUCACACGGUGCGCGUUUUUCGGCGCGGGCGCACUGCCGGUCUUACCGUUGAUGGCCGCCACAAUGUCAGCGGCAACGCGCCCGCACACGACAAUAAGAUGACCACGCUGCCUUACAUCUUUGUUGGAGGGCAUCCAUCAGAAGGAUUUCGCGACCUGCCCCACGACUUACCCCUACACACCGGCUGGCGCGGCUGUGUCUGGGAAGUGGGCGGCCCAUCGGUGGGCGCGGGCAAGGCUUUGGGCGGGCGCGGCGUGGGCCAGUGCGGGGUCGCGCAGUGCACGGCCAAGUCUUGCCACGCUCCGAAUGGCGUGUGCAUUCACUCGCCGGCCACUUAUGGAUGCAUCUGCAACGAAGGCUGGUUCGGCGCAACCUGCGCGUCUACAAGCAACCCGUGUGACCGCGCUGCGACACCGUGCCGUGGCCGCUGCGUUGUUACCGCGGCGCAAGCACACUGCGAUUGCCCUUAUGGGAAGACUGGCACUCACUGUGAUCAAGAUCUGAUCCCCACGGACGUUCUAUUCACCGGCACGAGAUCAUACAUCCAACUCCACCCGCGCCCCAUAUCCAGUGUGGCCGUGUCUUUCGACGCCGAAGUGAAGCCGUCAAGGGAACGAGGCCUGAUGGUCUUCGCGGAGACGCCCCACUUUUAUACUGCACUGUCCUUGCAAGGCGGCCUGCUGGAGUAUCGUUGGACUGAUCGUCUAUCAGGCGUGACCUCGUUGGUUCGCAGCGGGGUGGUCGUGUCUAUGUCUCAGUGGCACAGCGUGAAGGCUGGCCGUUACGGAAGCCGGCUGUAUGUGUGGGUAGACGGAGCGAUCAGUACGGAGGCGAUGCUGGCUCAUGCCUACCCUCAUACGGCUAGCAACGCUUCUGUGCUCUUAGGAGGAGCAAGAGAUCUAUCAGCGCUGCCCUUUGACGUGAUGUCAGGCCCUCCAGAAUCAUUCUCCGGAUGCAUCAGAAACCUUCACGUCAACAACAUCCUCCUUCCCUUGGAGGAGCAAAACAUUCAAGAGGGCCAGAACGUCGCCGACUGCGACGGCACAUCCUGCGGGGGUGAAGUAUGCGGGGGCGGCACGUGUGUGGUGGAGCAGGGCCGGGCCCGCUGCGUGUGCGGGGGGCCCGCGGGCGGCGGGGGCCGCUGCCGACGACAUACAGGCUGCUCGCGGGCCACGUGUGGGCCCCCCGCGGGGCACUGCAGGAAAGGACAGUGCGUUUGUGCCGCUGGGUAUACGGGACUGCAGUGUGAUUCGAAAAUUAACGUAACAAUCCCACAAUUCACCGGCGAAUCUCUUUUAUCGCUGGGCCGUCGAACUCUACUGAACGAGCGUUAUUCCGGCGAGCAAAGGAUUGCGUCCACACUGUUUAGGCCGUCUUACCUCGCCCUGAAUUUCACCACGGCAGAGCAAAGUGGACUGUUGCUGUGGGCCAUCAUGGACAACGACUAUUUAGGCAUCGGCUUAGAAAAUGGCUUCCUAAAAUUAGUGUGGUCGUUUAGCAACGACAACUAUACCCAUGAAAUGUUCACGGAAAAGAGCCUGAAAACUCCAGAACCUUCCAGACUGUUAACCAGAUUGGUACCUCAUGCGGGCUUCCUGACUGACGGCGAGUGGCACUUGUUGGUUGUGAGACUAGAUAGGGAGAAUAUUACGCUGACUGUGGACCAGACGUUGGCGUAUGUUGAAGAGCCUGGGCUGAGGAAUGAGCUGGAUUAUGAGGAUGUCGAUGUUUUUAUAGGUGGUAUAAACGAAGAAGAGAGUUCUAUAGCAAAGAAAAUAUUCCCAGACAACUUCAAAGGCUGCAUCGACCAAAUAUCCACUAAGGAAGAAUUUUAUAUGAGCAACUACACUGAUGUGUACAGCGAAAACGUCAAAUCGUGCCAACUAUUCCCGUUAUCAUAGUUCUUCGAAUAGGUAAGGUAUACAUAUAAGGUAAUAUUACUAGAUCUUCUAAUAGUUAAUCAAUAUUAGAAGUAAGUUCUUAUUCCAAAGGGUGUCAGUCAGUAGCAAAUGUAAUAUGUAAAUUAUGUAAUACUCAUAGUACAAAACUUUUCUAGUCUUCUAAAUGGACCAAAGCUGUGUCUUAUUAUAUCUAGUUAUCGUUUUUAUUUAUUAAGUUUUUGUAUGUGGUAUGUAUCUUUGUAUUUUUUCAUUUAACGAACAUUUUGUACACAUAAUCUAAAACUAUUGUGAACAAAAUUAUGAACUCGAAAGAAUGUUGUUGUUUUGUAGAAAGAAAAUUAAAGAUUGUCGUACACAAAAUAUAGUUUUAUUGAUAUAUUCAUGUUUAAUAAAGUGUAUACAUAACAUCAUCAAAUAUUAUAUUAUAAACAUAUACAUUUCGUUAUACGUUACUUAUUCAAACACAAAUACAAUAUGAGAUGUUAUCCCCGUUAAUCAUAUAUCUCAUUAAUUGAAAAACGUUUUAGUCUCAACACAGAAUAGUAAUUUCCAUUGGCAAAUGUUCAGUAUCUAAACACGCCUCUUACACGAAGCUCAUCAACGUCAGAUUUAUUUACAAUUUCAUUAUUAAAGCAAGAUGUACAUUCAAAAGUAGUAAAAUUCGUUAGGCCUAUUUACAAGUGGAAUAAAGUUGGAAUGCUUGACUGUAGUACACAAUUUAGCUUGCAAUUGGUGUAUUGUACAGUAUGUAAAAAUCAUUAAAAUUUAGGAACAUUGGAUUCCUUUAUUGUAGUGACGCUAUAGAAAUCUCGAUAUACUUUCUAAAAAAUAAAUAUUAUAUUAAGCGAUAAAGAAUAAAUAAAUUGUUAAAAUAAUUGCACAUCAUCAUUAUUAUAAAAUUUUCAAAAAUUAAAUAAUUCUUUAUAACAUUGUAAGCUGCGCUUACGAUUUCAUUAUGCCAUUAUGAAAUUAGGCACCAAGUGAAUUUCUCGUUUACAUAGAAAUAACAAUUGAAACAAGUUUAUUGAAAUCGGAAAAUAACAGUACCCUAGGAAUGUUCGGAUAACAAUAAUAAAGAUAUACAAAGAAUAGAAUAAGCUGAUCACAGGAGAAGUAAAUAUUAUAUAUUUACGAAGUAUUAAACCUAUUGGUGUGUCACGGUAAUCUCGAUUACAAAGAUAAUUGCAAUUAGUACCUAGUUAGGGCUCGACAACACAUCGAUACGGUGAGGCCUACGUGACAUUGACUAUAUCGAACAUUAUAAUAACCGCAUUACCACCGAUAGUUCAGAAACGCUUAAUCGUGAAUAGUAUUAUUAUAUAGUGAUAUAUAAACACCAAUGUAUAAUGGAAAUCUCUUAUAACGGCAUUAUAAUUUACUCUAACCUUCCAAUAAAAGAUACACAAUAAAGACAUUUUGCUUAUCUAGAACAAAAUUCAUUUAGAAUAAUUAUGUAUAAUAUGGAAAUCAGUUAACAUUUUCCUAAUAAUGCUAUUAAAUUAACAAACAUCAAUAAGGGAUUUAUAUAAUUAAUUAUAUUUCUUUGAAACGUACAUUUGGGACAUAAUGCCUUAUAAAUUAGGUCGAAUUUGACAAUUCCUUAUUUAUUUACCGGGUGGUAACAAUCUCAAUAAUUCGUAAUCUCUAAAUUUAUAAACAAAUUACCUACGCAUUACAUAAUGUCAUCAAUAAAAGGUCAUGUUCUAUGAAUUAAAACAAAUUAAUUACUACCGACGUUACAAUAUGAUUAGGUACAUCGAUAUUAUCAUUUAUCAAAUAAGCAUUCGGAGUAUAUAAAGUGGGAUUAUGUAGCUGUACAGCGGCGGGCCGCGCCGUCGUCAAAAAGUGUUACGAAAGCAUUUGAAACAUUUCUAUAAACAAAGCGUUACUUGUAAAAUCAGUCUCAUUCGCAUAAGGAAGUGAUCACAGCACACACACUGGAAACUCGUUGCAGACGGAGGGGCCACGUCCCUCUUAACAAAACUUUAAUCAUAGAGCACCUUAGUUGUUUACUAACUUCUUACAAUUAAAAACUGAUAAAAACUCGCAACAGACCGUUUCUAUAAAGAUGUAUCAAAUAUACGGAAAACAUACAGUCGAGAAGACUAAUAAAAUAUCGGAAGUACGCAUCGUAUCACCUCUAGAACAAUCAACAAUACGAUCGAUACACACAUAGAAUAUAUUAAUAAAUAUCAACCGACGUGCCGGAACAGGAAACGAAACAACAAGUCACAAGCGUAGACUAGAUCGUGAAGAUUUGUGAAAGACAAAAGACACACACGGGCUUCGCGGAAGAGCGCGAGACCCCAGCAAGAUACAUAUUCAGAAAUGGCAACUUCACAUUUACGCAUAAAACAUUUUACACAUGUGAAGCUAUAUUCACAGCGGCCAUCGUUGCCGACGGUCGCGAGCGUUCGGCGGGCCGCGAUUAUCUACAGAAUAUGUACACGACAGUCGUUCACAGGCGGGCCAGCGCGCGCG
Molecule: messenger RNA, 7191 nt
Organism: Ostrinia nubilalis (European corn borer)
Lineage: Eukaryota; Metazoa; Arthropoda; Insecta; Lepidoptera; Crambidae
Gene: eys
Product: protein eyes shut
Exons: 21
Coding region: 1-4710 (1569 amino acids)
Molecular function (GO): calcium ion binding
Source: RefSeq, a predicted model, not a curated record